AACCCAAACUGAAGCCCUGAACCCGACACAAAAACAGCACGCCUCCCUUUCCCGGUUGCCCAACCCCCCAUAAAAUAGAAGUCGCCGCCCGCUUCUUUCGCUCUCACACCAACAUGACUACCGCUUCAACUCCGAGACAGGCCUGCUCGAGGAGCAUUAUGGGAAAUGUAGUCUACUGAGCUCCAGCUUAUUCGAGAAGGCGAGGCUUCGCCAAAAUACAACUCCCAUCUCGACCCUCGCACGCCGAGUCCCAUCGUCCAAUCUGAAUAUGUGGGAGGAGCGCGUCCGCCCACAAAAGCCACAGCUAUCUACUCGUAUCUCCCCCUUAAAAAAACAAUAGUCCAUGAAAAUAAGGGAACACGCUGAAAAUACAAAACCCGGUGACGAUUUGGUUCGGUGCACGACGGCCGGCGACGAGGCGUCCCCGCGUCGCGCGGGAGAAAACCAGCGGUGACAGGCAGGAGCAGCGAGGAGGGUGUUGUCCUGAUGCUUAAAUGGAAGUGGGUGGGCCUCUACGGUCACACAGUGCCAACUUCUCUGUGGAUAUCGAUCUGACAGGCAUCAAAUCGCUCGCGUAUGGACUCUCUAUCCGCUAACAGAGACGUGCGACUGCGCCGCGAGGAGCCUUGAGGCGCGAGGACGGUCACGCGGGCUCUCUGUUGUUUCCGUUAUUUGGGGACUGCUUGAUUGUGCUCGCGCUUGGCACCGCCCUUCCUGGCCGGUGGGUGGUUUCGUCAAACGAGGAGAUCCGCCACGGCUCAGAGCCGAACAUAUAGGCGUCCUCCGCCUCUUUUACCCGGCCGGCCUUCCACCGUGAACUACACCCUCUCCCUCUCGGUAUAUUAAUGCGUUAUGAGUGACUCGAAGAAGGAAUCAUCUGGAACUGAAGGAGGGAAAGCAUCUAAAAGAGGGAAAAGUUCUGCUUCACAGGAUUCCUCCCAGCCCUCGCCCUUGGCUCUGCUUGCAGCCACUUGCAGUAAGAUCGGAGGGCAGGGAGGAACAGAGGCGACCCAGGCCCAGGCGGGUGCCCAACAGAUCCAGGUUCAGGCGGGUCAAAUCCAGCUGCAGGCGGGUCAGCUACAGGGUCAGAUAGUGGUGGACGCCGCUGGGGGUCAGGCUCUGGUGCCCCAGCAGCUGGAACUGGUCCCAGCUCAGUUCACGGGGAACGGUUGGCAGAUCAUCACAGCGGCGCCUGCCAUGGCCAAGGAGAACGCCAGCCAGCCCGUCGCUGUGACAGUGGCCACCACUGUGGCUAACGACAGCUCACCUGUUGGACGGAAGAUAAAAGCAGCAGGUGGGAGUAACAGUGUGACAGCAGGUCAGCCACAGCAGCAGCAGCAGCAGCAGUACCAGAUCAUCCAGGUUCAAAACCUUCCUAAUGCUGCUGGCGGUGUCCAAUAUCAGGUCAUCCCCCACCUGCAAACUGCAGAUGGGCAGCAAGUACACAUUAGCCCCCAGCCUGCUUCCAUUGGAGCUCUGCCUGAGCAGGUUCAGCUUAUCCAGAACCCGAACUCUGGCCAGACUCAGGCCAUCCUUCAGCCAGCCAACCAGCAGACUAUCCUCCCAAGCACAACCAAUCAGACCGUCCCGCUGCAGAUCCGUCCAGCACAGUCCUUUCCUCUUCAGCUGCAGACUCUACAGGGCUCCCAGCCCCCUGUCAUGACCACAGUACCCAUAAACCUCGGUGGCAUGACCCUGGCUUUACCUGUAAUCAAUAACGUUGGAGCGGGCGGGGCCGUUCAGCUCAUCCAAUCGGCAGAUGGCACAUUUUCCGUUGCUAAUGGCAACCAGCUGGUAACAACAGCUGUUUCUGGAGCUGCCCCUGCUCCAGCUGCAACUGGAUCCACAGUGGCAGCGGCAGCUGAAGGCGACAGCGUGUCAGAGGUGGCUCAAGUCGUUUCUACGGGAUCAGCCGACUCACAGGUUCAGAGCAGCGAGGCCGAUUCUCAGAACCAAAACCAAGCCAACGGGCUGCAGAAUCAGACCGAUGCCGUCGGGACCAUCCAGCAGGUGAUCGUGGGUCAGGUUGGGCACCAGCUGGUCCAGCAGAUCCAGCUGCAACCCCAAGCCCAGAGUCAGGGUCAGCCGCAGAACCAGCAGCAACCUCAGCAGAUUCAGACCCUCCAGCUGGCGCCAGGACAAACUCUGCAGCCCAUCCAGGCCAUCCAGAAUCCAGCCCAGGUUCUCAUUCGCACUCCCACUCUGUCACCGUCGGGGCAAAUCACCUGGCAGACGUUGCAACUUCCUGGAGGAGUGUCACUGCAGGGCGGCCUCGGGGCGGCUGUGCCGCAGCAGCUGACGCUGGCCCCGGUUGCAGGGGGAACGGCGGUGGGUGGUGGGGGGCUGGUAUCCCUGAGCGGCGCUCCCUUGACUUUGAGUGCAGCUCAGAUCAACCCGGGCUCAGGGGUGCAGACCGUCAGCAUCGCAGGACUGGGCACUGCUGGGGUUCAGGUGCAGGGGGUUCCUCUCACCAUCACUGGUCUGCAGGGUCAAACACAGGGUCAGGAUGGGGUCAAAGUUCAGUCCUCUCCAGUGACGGUCACUGUGGGCAACAUGGCCUCAGGUUCGUCCCUGAGUCCGGAUCAGCUCGGCUCAGUCCAGAGCUCCUCAGAUCAGGAGGGCCAGCCCAGCAAGCGGCUCAGACGUGUCGCAUGCUCCUGUCCGAACUGCAGGGAUGGAGAGGGAAGAAACAGUGGAGAUCCCACCAAGAAAAAGCAGCACAUCUGUCACAUGGAGGGCUGUGGGAAGGUUUACGGAAAGACGUCCCACCUAAGGGCGCACCUGCGCUGGCACACGGGCGAGCGGCCGUUUGUAUGCAACUGGAUCUUCUGUGGCAAGAGGUUCACCCGAAGCGACGAGCUGCAGAGACACCGGAGAACACACACAGGAGAAAAGCGCUUCGAGUGUCCCGAAUGCUCCAAGCGUUUCAUGCGCAGCGACCAUCUCUCCAAGCACAUCAAGACCCACCAGAACAAGAAGAGUGGAGCAGCCGUGGCAAUCAUCACCACCGAGGACAUGGAGGACGACGCCGCCGAAGGCUUGGCCGACUCCCCUCAGAUCGUCUCCGUGGGCUCCUGCGACCCCACCACACCCACCGCCUCCAACCACUUGGAGGAAGAAGAGGACGAGGAGUUUGAAUAGAUGAUGGACGUCUGUUACAUCGCCGAACUGACUUCCAGUUUGCUUUUUUUUUGUUUUCAGAGAUCUUUGCAGGAAGUUUUUUUUUCUUAGAUUUUACAUAAUUUUCUCGCUCCUGAAUAGAAAGUUAAAGAGACGGGAUCACCACGGACAUAUAAAAUAUAGAGAUCACGGUCUAAAAAUUAAUAUAUAACAAAUCAAGCUUAGACUGAGUGUAUGAAAAAGAUUAGUUUGGCAUUUUACUAAAUGAUAGUAAGGAAGAAAUUCAAAGAGAUUAGCACAAGACAGGGACCUGCUGAAUUCCAAACCCAAAUCAGCAGCAUUUUUCUAAAGAAUCUUAAGGCUCAGUCUGAAUUCUUCCCUUCUCCCUACCUCUAGAUUUACCCCUCCAAAAGGAGAAUUAUGGAAAAAUAGUCUCUCAUACUUCAGACAUCACUUUUGCUUGAUGACAUCACCAAUACUUGCCGGAUAGCUAGCGUUAGCGUGGACAUGCUACAACAAAAAGUCAUUCCUUACAUUUAUGUAAGUAAUGACUUUUUAUGUACAUUAAUGUCAGUAAUGGGCUUUAUAUCCCUCCGCUUGGAGGGUGGGAUCUUAACUAUUUCGGACACCACUUGCACUACAAACGCCCCUUUAAAUCGAGCAGUAGGGAGAAGGGAAGGAUUCGGAUUGGGCCUAACUCUAUGCACACAGUUGCUUUCUUUCGUGUUUCUACCUGUCAAGCAGUGCUGAAGGUCAAUCAUGGUGCAGGACAGUUGCAGAUCGGCUACAGAGCGGUGACAGCUUUGGGGAAACUGUGUGUGAAUGAAUGUGCAUCUGUAUUCCUGUGUUUUUUUUUUUUUUUUUUACCUACCAGAAGUUUAAUCUGCGGUAGUCUUCGGGUUCGAUUCAGGUGUUGAUUUUUUUUAGAUUAAUCAACAAAAAAUAUCCGUUGGGGAAUGAUUAAAAAAAAAAAAAAAAGAAAAGCACAUUUAAAAAGAUUUAUGAUGCAUUCCUAUUGAGGCGUGAUGGCCAUUAGAAAGAAACAUUUCUAUAGAGUUAAGAAAAACAAUCUAGCUUUCUACAACUUUGUUUGUGUAGUAAAAGCAAUACUACAAUGACAAUCCAACUGAAACCUUGUUUACAAUGUCAGGGGAAGUUUUGUUCAACGGUUUGCCCUCUCAGAUGCUGUCAUCUGGUUGCUGAGAGGCGUCGGAGGCAGAUCUGCAGAAGUCCCGUGAGUCGGCGCCAAAAACGGCUUCAGGAUUUAAAAAAAAAAAAAAGGGUUUGUCAGAUGGUAGCAUUGUCGCUGAUGGUACAUGGUGCCUCCUGUGCUCCGGUGAAGACCCCCCCUCUGUCCUUCUUUAACCCCGUCACAUGACCCAUGUACCACAAUUGCCUUAACACAAGCUGUUGUACAGAGGGCACUUCAGAGGGAGCCGGGUGAGGAAAGCGGAGAGCGCAGGCAGGCCGAAAGAAAAGCAAGAAGAGCGGCGUCGGGUUUUGAUUUGUUCGGGUAUAACAAGAGGUUAUCUGCUGGUGUUGCUCUGUUAGUUCAACUCACACAUUCUUUUUAAGAAAACAACAUUUUAUAGAAUUUAUUAGCAGUUUUAACACCUAAGUGUGUCAGUACACAAGGCCCGUCUGUUUAUGGCUAAUUUAUUAUUUUUAUUUUGUCAGAUUUGUCUUUUGCUGAAGUUGUAUUUGUGUGUGUUGUUUCUAAGGUUGCAUGUUUCAGUUUUUUGCACUAGUGCUGCUUCUCUUCUUUACUAUUUGUGCUUAAGUUUUUUUUUAUAUAUAUACAUCUCACCACUGGGUUUUCUCUAUUCUUUUUCUCUCUGCGCCAUGUGUUUUUUGGAGGAAAAAUAAAAAAAAAACCUUAAAAAAAACUUAUGUUGCUUCAAGUUGAUACCAAACCAAUUUAGAUGUUUUUGGUAACCUUUUGUGUGACGGAGGUUGUUUUUUCUUCUUUUAGUUUGGGUACUUUGUAGUGACAUCUCAUUUGUAAAUCUUUUUCUAAAGAUGUUUGUUCGUCUCCAUGAUGUUUGAUAAAUGGGUUUUUUGCCAGGUUAGCCUCAAAGGCUCCACUUGAUCGAUAUUUUUAAAACUGGUUUGUACAAAUGUGUUGUCAGUUGAAAAAAAAAGGAUAUCUUCAUGCAGAAAAUAUGCUUUGCCUGCAUAAACCUUGACAAUAAAGUGAGUCUUAAAUUUC
Oryzias melastigma (Indian medaka) is the source of this 5329-nucleotide messenger RNA. RefSeq names its product sp4 transcription factor (gene sp4). The coding region runs from base 853 to 3141 and encodes 762 amino acids. The transcript has 7 exons. The record is from RefSeq and is a predicted model, not a curated record. Lineage: Eukaryota; Metazoa; Chordata; Actinopteri; Beloniformes; Adrianichthyidae. Gene Ontology annotation, molecular function: RNA polymerase II cis-regulatory region sequence-specific DNA binding; DNA-binding transcription factor activity, RNA polymerase II-specific. Gene Ontology annotation, biological process: regulation of transcription by RNA polymerase II.